AUGGAUAGUCAGCACGUACAUGCAAUUCACAAAUCACAGCCCAAGAUCAUCAAUACACCUUGGGAUUUUUGGCUUGAAAGGAAAUUUUUGUCUACAGAAGAGGUGGAGAUGCUCAAAACAUUUGAGGCCCUCAGCUCGAUAGAGAAAACAUCACGAGUUAAUGAUAAAUUGUUCAUUAGUGUGCUUAAAAAUGCUUUGUCAUCACCAAAUAAUGACCUAAUCAUCUAUUCGCUCCACACUAUUUCGGAUAUUUGUCGUAUCGACUCUAGUAAUUAUGAUAUAUUUCUAGAUAUAUUCGAGGGGAAUGAAAUUAUUAAUUUAUUUACAACUUUGGCUAAAGAUAAGAAAGGGAAUGUUGCUUCUAAAGCUUUUUCUUUUCUCUCUCGUGUUAUGAGUUAUAACGCUGGAUUCACAUUAUCACAAGUAGAUGAAUUGCUAGAUAACAUGAACUCAAUUGAGUUAGAUUUGUCAGCAAAAUCAAGACUUGAAAUCGUAUGUAACUUGCUAAAAUAUGAUGGUUAUCGUGAAAUUGUGUUUAAUAAAAAGGGAGUGCCAACUUUGAUAAACAAGUGUUUGCAUGAUUCAAACAAUGCUGAUAGUCAGUAUCAUGCUGUGUUUUGCUAUUGGUUGUUGUCAUUCAAACCUAAGUUUAUCCCAGAAAUGGUUGCUUCCGGGAUAAUUUUGCAAUUAUGCAAUUUAUUUAAUUCAACAAAAGUGGAGAAAAUUGUUAGAGUAUUUUUGUUGUUGUUUGAUAAUUUACAGAACUAUGGACCCUGUUUGGAAAUUAUCGCAGAUACCAAUGUCAAUCAGACCAUAAAAUUGCUAGAGUAUGACAAGUGGAAAGAUAAGGAAUUAUACGGCGAAAUAGUUCGCAUAUAUAACCAAAUAGAACUUAAAAUUCGUAAAUUGACAAAUAUUGAUAGAUAUUUGUCAGAACUCAAAACUGGUGCACUCAAAUGGUCGCAGUUGCACACUGAACAAUUUUGGUCCCAAAAUUACACAUUUUUUGAAAGAGAUGAAUUUUCUAAUAUUGCAAGAUUGGUAGAAUUGUUAAAUUCUACCGAUAAUGUGAUACUAGCCAUUGCCUGUUUUGACAUCGGUGAAUUUGCUAGGAGAUACCACAAUGGGAAACAAAUUUGUAAAAAAUUCAAUGUGAAAGCCAGGGUUAUGGAAUUAACAUCAUCAAAGGAUCGUGAUGUAGCUAGGGAAGCUAUGCUAUGUUUGCAAAAAUUAAUAGUACAUAACUGGCAACAAGUGGCUAGGAAAAAUUGA
Babesia microti strain RI is the source of this 1272-nucleotide messenger RNA. Its product is annotated as V-type H+-transporting ATPase 54 kD subunit. The transcript has 6 exons. Bases 1 to 1272 code for a protein of 423 amino acids. Gene Ontology annotation, biological process: proton transmembrane transport. Gene Ontology annotation, cellular component: vacuolar proton-transporting V-type ATPase, V1 domain. Lineage: Eukaryota; Apicomplexa; Aconoidasida; Piroplasmida; Babesiidae. The record is from RefSeq and is a predicted model, not a curated record. Gene Ontology annotation, molecular function: proton-transporting ATPase activity, rotational mechanism.